Molecule: messenger RNA, 5351 nt
Organism: Labrus bergylta (ballan wrasse)
Lineage: Eukaryota; Metazoa; Chordata; Actinopteri; Labriformes; Labridae
Source: RefSeq, a predicted model, not a curated record
CCAUCACCACACCCUGCGCUCAACUUAUGAUGCACUUCAUGGGUAGCCUACUUUUGCCCUACAUUGCUACUGGGGCUCCACUGCAGGGUUUACUUCAGCACAGAGUUAAUAUUGGACUAAACUGCUGCUGAACGGAGUCCUCAUGGUGAACGAGAUGGAAGAGCGCGGGGUCGAAGGAGAACUGCUUCUGAGGUGUGCUGGUGUCAAGGAACAAGACAACGGAGAGCUGGCAGACUCAGAGCUGUCCGUGAUUGAGAUGAAACAGAGGGACCGAGAAGAGCGAGAGUCUCUGGUGAUGUGGAAGAAUCCUCUGCUCACUCUUUAUUACUUCACCCUGGAGCUGCUCAUCACCCUUAAAGAGUGGAUACAGAGGCUCUGGCAGCAAAGACAGACUGUGUUUGGCCUGCUGAUCCUGCUUAUCCUCCUCUCCAUUGCCUACUGUAUUGAAGGAACACACCAGAAGUAUGUGCACUACAUGGAGAAAAAGACGCUGUGGUGCUCCUACUGGGUCGGCCUGGGCAUCCUCUCCUCGGUGGGUCUUGGCACUGGCCUGCACACCUUCCUCCUCUACCUGGGACCACACAUAGCAUCAGUGACCUUGGCGGCCUAUGAAUGUGGCUCUGUGGAUUUCCCCGAGCCGCCCUAUCCGGACCAAAUAGUCUGUCCCCAGCAGGAAGUGCAGGCUCCAGGCUCUGAUGCUGAACGUGUGGGCGUGGAGGCAGCAGGGAUGGACGGGCUGGUGGGGCCAGCAGCCAUCCAAGAUAGCAUCUCUCUCUGGACCAUCAUCUCCAAAGUACAGCUGGAGGCGUGUAUGUGGGGUGCAGGUACAGCUAUAGGAGAGCUUCCUCCAUACUUCAUGGCUCGGGCGGCGCGUCUGUCCGGUGCCGACCCGGAUGACGAGGACUACCAGAAGUUUGAGGAGAUGCUGGAUGAGACCAAUGCUGCUCAGGGCUUUCACCACCACUCGGAUGUUCUCAGGGUUCCCUACGUUGCUUCAGGAGAUUCCGCAGCACGUCAUUGCUUUUUUCACUUUUCCACUUUUUACUUUUGAGGCACAUUUGGAAGGUGGAAAAAGAAGAAGUCAUCACUUCUGGAUUUCUAAUUGCUAAUUGCUAAUCAGUGGUUGUAGGCCAAAGUGGAGACAGACUCCGCUGAACUUGGACGUGGGGAACUUUUGGCGACAUUUGAUCGUUGUGUAUUUGAUAGGAAGUGGUUAAGUUAGGAUGUGACACCCCUCAGCACACACACACAUGCUUAAAUGUCUCCCACACACACCCUGUGGCAGCAGCUGGAUUAAGAUGCUGACUUCGUCCCCUGCGCUCUAGUCACAGAGAGGACUGUAGGUGCCAGCAGAUUGACAUAAACCCAGUGGUAUUUCUCCAAACCAGCACGUGCCAACUUCCUGCCACAAGUGCACGUGAUGCACAGCAGCAGCCCGGCACUCUGGGUUUUUUUUCUCAUUCAUUCAACAGAGCUAUUCAAGAAUAAUGAAGUCAUGCUUUUUCUAACGGCUCCAGACGCUGAUGUCAUGAACAUCAGCUUCUUUUUUUCCCCUCUUAAAUCUUUAGCUCAGAGCGCUCGUGUGCAGGAGAGGAAUCCUCGGACCGCCUCGGAGGAUCCUUCCUUCAAGGAUCCACUUCACGACUGCUUGUAACCUGAUAAUGAAGUUAUUUCCUGCCUUGUGUGUAUUUUUUUUCAUCCGGCACAGAAGGGGUUAACAGGCUGUGAAUUCUUGAUUGCCAACUCCCAGGAUCGUAUCUCCUGUAACUCAAAUCAGGGCCAUCUGUGCUGGGCGUAUGCCUGCCUUUCCCCCCUGGCCUACUGCACUCAAAGGCUCUCUGUGGUUUGCCCGGCCCCGUCACGUGACUUCUCUGAAAGUGCCCCCUCCUUCCUCCUCCCUCUUUAUUUCCAGUAAACUGUUUGAAAGGAGGGGGGUGAGUCAGAGUAAAACCAGCUUCCCUUUAACCACAGCUUGUUAAGAAUUUGUCAACGUGGACUCAGGGGUGCAUUUUAUAUAAAUAUAUAUAUAUAUAUAUAUAUAUAUGUGUGUGUGUGUGUUUGAAAAACUAAGUGUGUCCAUAUAGAUAUCAACGUACACAUCUUCUUUUUAUUCCUUCUUGAACGGGGUCCGUAGCUUUCUAUUGCGUCAGGAGUCCUUAAUCACUCCACUUCCUCUGCCGGAGCGAGCAGGCGCGGGCUUGUUGGAGUUAAUGAGAUGAACUUUAGCCGUCAUCGUGUCGGGGGGCUCGCGGCUGCUCCGGAGAUGUGUGUCUUCUGUUUGAAAGACUUUCAUUGAGAAAAAAAAAAAAAACGAAAACACAGAGAGCGGGAGAGAAAAAAAUGUGUGUGGGUGUUGACUUGUGUAUAGGCUAUGCAUAGAUUUUUCCUUGUCUGACACUUCGAUUUUCCACAUGGAGCAGAGUACCUUGUUGCUGCCUGCUUUUUGUUCCGUUUGAACUCCGUACCCCAGCAGCACGACCGAACACUACAGCUUUGCAAACUUCUUUUUUAAAAAGAGAAAACCCUCUUUGUUUGGUGGGGAAAUCCUUCCUUCAUCAUUAACAUAAAGAGACUUCAUAUCGUACAGUGAUGCACCAGAAAAAGAGGCAAACAUCACUUCCAGAGUUGUUGGAAAAGCUGAACAUAUGCGAAACUAAAAACAGAUGCUGUUCAAAAAAACUGCUGCUAGAAAAAGUAAAGGGAUAAAUUCCCUCUCAUCACCUUGAAUUUGCAAACACAGUUACAAGCUGUCAUGCCAAAUGUAGAAUUCUGAUUCGUCCUCUUAAAUUUGAGGUAAGGAGACGUUCUUGAGUCAGACCUUAAUCAUAAUUUUAUUUCAUAUUCAUUAAAUCAUUGAGAAGAAUCGUCUUUAUCUUGUGCCAAAUGUCCCAUUAUUCCUUAUUUAUCACAUUAAUUACGGUAUUUAAAAUAUUCUAAAAGCUCCAAGAAGUGACGUUGUUUCUUAAAGGUGCUCACGUUCGUUAAACACAUGGAGAGUUAAUGCUGUAAAGAAAAAAAAACACCCUGUUAAAGUGUGGUUUGUGAGGAGCACUUAUGAUGUUCUUAUAAAAACCUAUAAACAGCAGAUCAAAUGUGAUGAUUGUUUCCCACAGAGGUCAACUCCAUGUGGGGUGGCUGUGCAGACUGCUGAGUCAAGCAUCUGUGCCGAACAUCCAAACCUGGAACCAAAAAAAAAAAACCUCCAUGGCUUUAAUGACGCUGCACACCCUCGACAAGAUCUUACCAAAUGUAAUUGCUGCUAAGCCCAGCCCUGCAGGUCGGCUGUGACGGGGGCUGAGGAGGAGGGAGGAGGAGGAGAAGGAGGAGGAGGUGGGGGGGGGCCGGCAGGCAGCCUUUGGCAAGCUGCCUGGCAAAGAUGGUGAUUUUCCAUAAGCCGCCAACAACAGAGUCUGGAUGUCUGAACCCCAGACAUCCAAGAUAGACGCUUCCCGGGUCCAGAAAUGCAGAACAGAGAGAGAGUCAAAGUAGAGAGUUCAACUAUAGUAAAUCACAGUGUCACAAGUUCACACACACACACACACACACACACACACACACACACACACACACACACACACACACCCUCCUACAUCCUCCCCUCACCUCCUCUGGGACCCUUUGUUCAUGCUGCAGUGAUAGUUUAAUGCACGCUCUUGCUGCAUGAGUUAAAAAGCAUAACUACAGCACGUCCAAUGUAAACAAUACAUGUGUCAUGACGUAAUAAAACAAAUGGGAUUCACAAGCCGUCUCCAUGGCAAUGAUUGGUUCUGCAGGGUUCUGUGUGUGCUGCAGCACCCGCAGUCGUCAGGUGUCCCUGGACCAGAUACAGUCCUCCGCGGUUCAGCUGUAAACCAACCAUACACAUUCCUUCUCUCCCUGUCUCCCACCAGCUGAGCAACGCGCACACUUACACACACACGCGCACACACAUGGGGACAGGCUAGAAUUAAAACUACAGGCUCGUCCAAGGAUAAGCCGUCCUGAUUGGACAUCAGUGGAAGCAGAAAUUCAAAUGGUGAACCAAUCAGAUUGUGUGUCCCUUCGCUCCCCCCACCAGCACCUUAUUAGGCGACCUCCCAUGUCUCUCAAAUUUCCUGACCGCUUGGUUGCACCCCGUAAAGAAUGUCAUCAGCACUGUACUGCUUUUGUUGACCAUAUUAGGUAUGAUCAUGUUCAGCCAGCCCCCUCUGGAGCCUCUUUUUUUUAUUUUAAAUUUACAUGAUGCUUCAGAAACGGAGGCCUUAGUUUCUACCAGGAAACAAUUUCUUCUUGCAUGAGCACAUGAAACAUAAUUUAUUUCGUUUGUUUUUUUAUGAUUUUAAUACAUUUUAAAUAUUAAAAGACGAAAAAAAGCUUUAAAAUCCAUUCAUCGGCUCAUUUUUAUUACAGUUAUUAAAUUGAAAAUGAUAAAACUAAGACAAACUCUUUGAGGGAAUCACUCAGAAAUCUUUGGCAAUAAAAUAAAAUAAAAACAUGAAUAUUUGCUUCAGGAAAACUGAACAGCUUCACAGUUUUAUCUUAUUGUGUUCACACUUGUGUGUGUGUGUGUGUGUGUGUGUGUGUGUGUGUGUGUGUGUGUGUGUGUGUGUGUGUGUGUGUGUGUGUCAGCAUUCAGUGUGAAAGAGUCACUUUUCUUCACAAAGGAAGUUUUGUCACUUUGAAACUAAAGCAUCCGCACUCUUCUUAUCAACUUGGGUCACAUUUAUUUAUAAAGCACAUAAAAAAAAAAAACAGCAGCAGAUCAGAGAGCUGGACAAACAAAAAACAUGACAUCACAACAUGUUUAAGAAUGAAGAAAAGCUGAUAUCAAGAACUUUAACAGAUGUUAUGUUCAUGUAAGCUUUGAAUGACAAACAUCUCAAAUAUAAAUAUAAAUAUAUGAAAUAAACUCCAUGGAGAGGGCCGACCUUCUCCUGAAGGUUAAAACUCGACCCUUAAUUAAAAGUCUGGAAGAAAUGUACGGACUGAAACCUGCUGUUCUCCUCAUUUUACCUUUAAUCGCAUUGUUCUUGUUUGAAUCUGAAAUCCUCAACAAAGAUAAAAAUUAAAUAAUCUCAAAUAACUUAGAAAUCAAAUAAUAUAAGAAAAAACUCAUAAACAUAAACAUACCCCCUCCCCCAAAAUCAGUCCACCUUUACCUGCACAGUGUUAAACCUUCUGCCUUAUUCUCAAACUAUAUUAAGUUUUAUUAUUUCAAAAAUACAAACCAUGUUGACUGUGAAGCUGUCGAGGACUCACUCUCUGGUUUCUUGAAUGUUGUCUUUGUUUGUCUUCAUGUUUUUGUUUUUUGUUCUUGUGAAGCCGAAGAUAAUUUUGCACAUUGUGAACAAAUAAAGUUCUUAUUUUUUCAA